Molecule: messenger RNA, 2571 nt
Organism: Symbiodinium natans
Lineage: Eukaryota; Dinophyceae; Suessiales; Symbiodiniaceae
Source: the annotation of a GenBank genome assembly
AUGGGCAUAGGUGGCCGCGGCAAGGGUGGGGAGAUCAAGGCUGGACCAGCUGAACCAGCAGUGGCGGAGGACUUGAUUUCAGCAGUGACAGAAGGGGUGAAGAAGGCCCUGCUGGAGGAGUGGCGCAACUUCCGCACAGAACUCCUGCAGGUUGCGGCCCGGGACGUGGCCUCGCGGCCCUGCGAGUUCACUUCCUUGGAGCCUUCGUGCACUGAAGUGCUAGAGGACGAGCCUCGCACACCACUGCGGUGCCUCAAAGCAAAGGACGUCGAUUUGACUCCUGAGAAGUUGGCCGCACCCACAAGUCUAGAGGAGAGGCAGCGCCGUCGGCGCAAGGCGAAGGUCCACAUGUACCGGAUGGAUGUCAACGACGAGGAGGCGCUUCCUCAGGCACCACCUGGGACUACGUGCAUUUCUUCGCUGAACGAGGCUUCCGAUGCAUAUUCCGAUGCCCAGUCGUUCACCGUUGAUGAGGUCAGAGCGGGCUCCGUGGAAUGCCCAAGGUUCCCAGACAUAGUGGAAGAGUAUGAAGGUCUCUGGGAGCAGCUUGGCUCUGGAGUUGAGGCUUCUGGUGCCCAGUCGCUCAUCCUCGACAAGGUCGAGUGCAGCGAGUGCCUCUGGAACCCCUUUGCGCUCGUGAUGCCAAACUUGCUGGAGUACCUUUCUGUGCCAGAGAUACUCCGCUGGCGCACGACAUCCCGUGAGACGAGACACCCGAAGGCUUUGCUGGCACAUGUGGCUGAGAUGGGCAGCUUGGAGAGGUCCACCGCCACUGUGUCCUUGCAUACUGCGCUGAAGAGCCAAGAGGCUUUCGAUGCUGACCAUGCCGGCCAGCAGAAGCUCUUCGAUUGUGGGCGCUGGUGCAUGGCCUUGGCCAGUGCUACAUUGACCCAUUUACCUGCCAGUGACACGCGCCGCAUUGUUGAGGACAACCUUCGAAGCUUGUUUCGGCAGUGCCGCGAUCCUGACGACAUUGCGCACUCACCUGCCUUGCGGACACUUCUAGUUUAUGGGGAGUGCGCCCUUCCUUACGUGCAGCAGCUGAUCGCGAACACCAUGCUGGGCUUCAUUGAAGCGAGCCUAUCAACGUCUCCACUAAACUACGACGCGGUGCUGGAUUUCAUGGUGCACCUUCAAGUGGUACUGCGCUCAAUGACGAAGUGUCAGCGGCAGAAGUGGGUGUCCCUGACGGUCAGAUUCUUAGACGCCCUCGCAGCUCUGGACUUGGACCUUUCUAGCAUCUGUAGCGUCGUGGUUUACGACUUGAUCUGGCUCUGGCGAGUUGACGAGGACCCCAGGCGCACCUAUGCAUCGGUAAUGCCGAAGCUGCGAGAGUUUUUGCAGUCGCCCAGCUUCCAAGAGUUCGCGCGAAGCUCCACCCCUGGUGUGGGCCUCGUCUAUAACUCCUGCAUCAUGUCACCCAUCAUGCCACCUACUGAAUGGACGACGUUGCCAGAAGUUCAGAAGGCGCAGAAAGAGGCCAUCGAGGUGAUGCCAGGCUCCCAAGAGGACAUGAUCUGGUUCACGCGCGCAUACUGGGCAGCGAGGCAUCCGGAUGCACGCACAGCAGGAAGCUUGCCUGAUGAGGAGCUGCCUUCACCCUUCGAAUUCCCGCAGCCGACUAUGCCCACAAUGACCUUUUCUCCCAGCCCAGCAGCAAGUGGCACCCUGCUGCCUCCAGAUGCCGCUGAAGGCACGACUGCAAGCAGAGCCCUCUCCAAGGGCGUGAGCGGGAGAACGGGCCCCAUCGCACUGAGCCCUUUCAUGCCAUUGGCCUGCCUUGCCGCGCACCUUUGCGUCGAACCAGAAGCGAUGGGCAGAGGUGGCCGCGGCAAGGGUGGGGAGAUCAAGGCCGCCUCGGCAACGGGUCCGAGGCUAAUGCCGUUGAAGGGCAGGGCUGAGGGCGUGGCGGAUCGAUUCACCACCGUGACCAAGAUUGAAGCACUCAGUGAACCAAAGGACUGGUCCGACAUCGGUAGGUACCGAAAAGUCGGGGCCUCGUUCUCGGGAGCCGAAGUGAGACAUGCCUUCGCCCUCUACGAUUAUUGUCAAAUAGGAACCAUGCCCAUCGAUCCCAAUGCCAAACCAUGCCAAGUCACCAUUCUUGGGGCACGCGUUCUGGAGGUCGAAAACAACCUUGCUGCAGAGCGGUCGGAUUUGCAGACCAGGCUGGAACAAAGCGAAGCAGAGAUUCACCAAAUUCGCUCCGAACUUGAGAAUGCCGCCGCCGUUGCCCGAAAAGCAGAGGCAGCCAAUGUGGAACUGGUGGCCACGCUGAAGGAGAAGCAGAAAGAACUGACUGCCGCUCUGGCUGCUUUGCAGGCAAAGACGGCGGCGGAAGAGGAGGGCUACAAGGAAGUACUGGAGAAGUCCAAUGCAGACGCCGAAACGAUGAAGCAGGCGAAGGAGCAGGCAGAAGAGGAGGGAAGGCAGAUGAGCCAGAAAUAUGCUGCUGCUGCGCUGAAAGUCGAGGAUUGCAAAGCCGAAUUGGAGAAGGCUCGAGCUACCAAGAAGGCCAUUGCCACGAAGAGCUGGCUGAACUCAGAGGUAUGCUGCUGCAGACGAGGCUGA